AUGGAAAGACCUCUGUUCCCCUCCACUCUCCUCUCUCUCUUACUGCUGGCCUUGAUGAGCCUUGGCUUGAUGAGCUGGGCCUGGACUGCUCCCAGCUGCACCAUAGGAGAUAGCUCCCUGUGGCCUAACAUCUCCUAUUACAUCCCGUUCUGUCCCUUGGCCCCAGGACUGCACCUUUUUGCAUCAUGCUUCAAUGUGAAUGACCUGGCUCAAACCCUAAGAGAAGUGCCCCAGGACACAGAGGUGCUAUGCCUCCAGGGUACAGUUCCCAUCCUGCCAGCUGAUGCCUUUGGACACUUUCCCACACUAUAGUUUCUGAGGAUUAUAUCUGAGACAUUUCAAGGACUGGACCAACUGCAGGAUCUUUCCUUUGAGCAUCAUGCUCCCUGUUUCUUGAGUCUGUUUCUCCCUCCAGAUGCCCUGGAGCCCCUCAAAUCCCUCAACACCCUUUCCUUCCAUGGCUCCUGCCUGAAUUGUAGCCAGAACGUCCAGUUGCCCAUCAGCCUUGGUCGUCUGACCCUGAGGCACAGCUGUCUGACAGAACUGAAGGAAUUGCAAGGGCUCUUCCCAAACCUUGUCUCUGGCUCCUCUCCUGCAACCAGCCCCAGCCCACGGACCUCCUUCCUGGAGGUGCUGGAUCUGUCUGCCAACCUGCAGCUGAGCAGGUUGGGUGGCCGAGCUCUGCAUGGCCUCCAGCUCCAUUCCCUGAGAUUGGAUGGCACCCCACUAAAUGCAUUAGACCUCCUAGGCUCAGAUCUGCUCCACUUGGACUCCCUCUACCUUGUGGGAACAGGUGCAGAAAAACGGCCUGGGAAUGUGACAGGUUACUUUGAGCUUCGUGCACUUGACCUUGGGAGGAACCAAACCCAGAACCUAGAGGAUGGGGAUCUCCUAAGUUUCCGCUCCCUGGAACUCCUCAGCCUUCGCAAUGGCCUUCAGUUACAUUCCUCCAAUUUUCUGAGUGCCUUGCCCCAGCCUCAGAGACUCAACCUGUCAGAUAAGCUGGGCCCAACCUUGGCGCUCCCAGAAGGGCUGGUCAGCUCAAAUCUGAGAGUGCUUGAUCUGUCCCACAUUGAGCUCUGUGUUCUGCCCCACAGGGCCUUCUCCUCUCUUCCUCAACUCCAGGAGCUCUGGUUGCGUAGUAACAACAUCUGCAACUUAUCCAGUGAGAGCCUGGAAGGACUGAGGUGGAUGAAGACCCUAGACCUGAGUUGGAACCAAAUUAAGAUGCUAAAGCCAGGCUCUUUCUCCUCUCUUCCUGCCCUUACUUCACUGAACCUCCCGGGCACCCACUUACAGUAUAUCUCAGGCAGAUAUCUUCAGGGGCCCCAGAAGCUGAGCCAUCUGCAACUGGGUUCUUCUGAGAUGCUGAACAUCUAUCCUCCCUGGCCUCCAACACUGCUCAGCUUGGAGUUACGGGCAGAGAGUUCCAUAAUGUUUAGGGUUCCUAGUGGAGAACCCUUCUUGUUCCUGGAGAACCUUACCUUACAAACUAAGUACAUAGUGUUGGGACCAGACAACACCACACUUCAUUUCCCUUCCCUGCAUCACCUUACUCUACGAGGCUGCAGCCCCUACAUUUUCUCUAUGCGGAGAGUCUUCCCACAGCUUCCUCUCCUGGAGCACUCACACUUCUGGUCUGAUCAUAGUGGUGGAAAUCUGUAUCUAUUUGGGAUGCCCAGGCUGAGAGUGCUAGCGGGGGACUUGGAUUUCCUCUAUAACAAAAUAUCAGUGCAGCUGGAGAUGCUACUGAAGGAGCUGCCUCAGUUACAGGUACUGGCAUUGAGCAACCUGAACCUUGGGUACCUCUCCAUCUCCAGCUUCAGGGGCUUGGACCACCUUCGGCUGCUGCUGCUCAACUCUGAAUGGACCUUGGGGCUGGACAGCAGCCUCCAGGAAUUAAUCCCUCAGAUGCCGCAAUAUGUUUAUUUCUCAGAUAUCACCUUUAUCUGCCAGUGUGAAAACUCUUGGGUGGGGCCUUGGGCAACACGGGCCCCGAGCACCUUUGUGUAUGGGCUGGAGAAAUCCAUCUGCAAGGCCAAUUCCUCUGACUACUCCCAGACGCCUUUGCUCUCCUUCCUUUCUGAUCACUGCUCACAUGAUCCUGAGCUUCAGGGCUUUCUAACCAGCUUCAUUCUGGUGCUCCUGCUGACCUUCCUUGCACUGCCUACCUGUCCUAAAUGGCCCUGGCUUCACCACCUUCGGACCCUAUUUCAUGCCUGGUGGUGGAAAUUGGGUGGGAAGCACCCCAGAAAUCAAUUCCACUAUGAUGUCUUUGUAUCCUAUUGUGAGCAGGACCGAGCCUGGGUUCUGGGAGCUGUUCCUGCCCUGGAGAAGCCUCUUCCAGAGGGUGAGGGUUUGAGGCUCUGCCUGCCUGAGAGGGACCUUGGGGUUGGGCCGGACAGGAUGGAUGCUACUGCGACCAGCAUGGAGAGCAGCAGAGCCAUCUGUGUGCUCAGCUGCCAGGCCCUGGGAAGUCCCUGGUGCCAUCUGGAGUUAAGGAUUGCCACCUACAACUUGGUGGCCAAACCUGGGACUGCUUGCCUUCUGCUCCUGUUUCUGGAACGUAUUGAUCGGCGGUGGCUGCAGAAGGAAGACUACUUCUACUUAUCUCAAGGGAGGGUCGAGUGGAAUGCCUUCUGUGAACAACUGCGGAAAGGGCUAAGGGAAGCUGGGCAAGAGAGAGAGGAUUAG
Molossus molossus (Pallas's mastiff bat) is the source of this 2694-nucleotide messenger RNA. Its product is annotated as toll-like receptor 11. The record is from RefSeq and is a predicted model, not a curated record. NCBI's taxonomy places the organism in Eukaryota, Metazoa, Chordata, Mammalia, Chiroptera, Molossidae. Gene Ontology annotation, cellular component: membrane. Gene Ontology annotation, biological process: immune response; inflammatory response; toll-like receptor signaling pathway. Gene Ontology annotation, molecular function: protein binding; transmembrane signaling receptor activity.